Messenger RNA from Plodia interpunctella (Indianmeal moth), 2953 nucleotides. It is a transcript of the gene Gbs-76A, whose product is annotated as Glycogen binding subunit 76A. Bases 94 to 1776 code for a protein of 560 amino acids. NCBI's taxonomy places the organism in Eukaryota, Metazoa, Arthropoda, Insecta, Lepidoptera, Pyralidae. The record is from RefSeq and is a predicted model, not a curated record. Gene Ontology annotation, molecular function: protein phosphatase 1 binding; glycogen binding. Gene Ontology annotation, biological process: regulation of glycogen biosynthetic process. The transcript has 2 exons. Gene Ontology annotation, cellular component: protein phosphatase type 1 complex.
UUAGACACUUUAGUACUUAAGUGGGACGCAACCAGGCGGGGUGUGUUGAUGGACCGUUGUGUGGUGUGACCAUAUCGUGUGCGAUAUACAUACAUGACCUCCCCAAAGCUUGAGAUGUCAUUGGAACAUGAGAUUCCUGUGUUGAUGAAAAAGACGCAGAUGAACGGUGAUCGUGCGGGCUCACAGUGCGGUCUCACGUCGCUCCUGCCGAUGUCGUGUCGCGGGCGUGCCGCCGCCUUCGCGCGCGACCUACACUCGCGUCUACGCAACCUCGGCGCGCCACAGGACGACGACGGCGAGAGCAGCUGGCUCACCAAAGAAAAUGCCGCUGCUCAUCGUCCCGCCACAUCCGCCCAAUGUGACCACGACACCUUCUACGAUUUUGAAAUCGAAUGCGAGAGUCCGUCCAGCCCCGUGGAUGAAUUUGACGCCCCAUUUCCCGAACGAAAUACUAAUGAUGAUGAACCACCUUUCUACGAUAUUGAUUCCGAUCCAGAUAUCAAGGGACAAACGAAAACUAUGCAAACAGAUCAAAUAAAAAAUGGAUUCACAUUCUCCACUGCUUUUUAUACUGAAUCACCAAUAAAACAUCAACCAGCUCCUCGUGAAAAUGGACAUGCUGAUAAGCGGCUGUUCUCAGCUAUUACUUUUGAGGGUUGUGCGCGACAAAAUAGCCUGGAUGAAGUCGAUAAUGCUACAAUGUCUCCGGUGAUGGAUAUGGAUCGUCUCAGUUUACCUAAUCUUACGAGUGUUACCUUAGACAGUGAUUCAGAAUUUGAAUCUGCAAAAAGUGAACCCUCAGAUAUUGUCGAUGAAGUCUUUCAAAAUGAUAGAUUGGAAAAUGAUCUUACGGACUGCAUUGAAAAUUUGUCAUUUGCGGAAGCGGAAGUCACUAAUGAAGAAAAUUUAAUAGUAACGAAUAAUAAUGAUGAAAAUUGUACAGAAGAUAAUAAAGAAACGAACGGUUUAGAAAUUAUAACCAGUGAAGUGCUUAACGAGAAAGAAACAUCUCCUGUUCCAGAAAUUGAACCAUCUUUAUUGUCUGCAGAAAUCAACAUUGAAGACAAUGAAGACAUUGAAGAUUAUAGACCUCAACGAGUUCGACGUUGUUCCUCACUUAAAACAGGCAAAACGCCUCCUGGAACACCAGGAAGGAAAAAAAUUGUGAGGUUUGCUGAUGUACUGGGUCUAGACUUAGCAGAUGUCAAAACUUUUAUGGAUGAAAUUCCUGUUAUACCUACGUCUGCAUACGAUGAUCUCACUGGGUGCGACGUGGCAAGUUCUCCUCCAGUGCGGCCACAGCCUAGACUCGGCUCGCUUACGCUGGUUCCUCUAUUUCAGCUACCUCGUGAUGUUACGGAAAAACUAGAAUUGCAAAAUGUGUGCCUUGAGAGUGCGCGAGUGUGCGACGGCGUGCACGUGACCGUGUGCGGCUCCGUGCGGGUGCGCAACUUGGACUUCCACAAAACUGUACAUAUUCGAUACACUAUGAACCGAUGGAAAACCUACACGGACUUACAGGCUACAUAUGUGCAAGGUUCUUGUGAUGGUUACUCGGAUCGCUUCCAAUAUGUCUUAUAUGCACCUGCUAUAACAUCUGGGCAGAGAUUAGAAAUCGCUGUGCGAUUCCAAUGCAAAGGACAGCAGUUUUGGGAUAAUAACAGCGGCGCUAACUACUGCUUCGACUGUUUAGCAUUAGGUAUGAACACAGUUAUACAGCAGUCGCCUCCGGGGCCUCUGCACCCGAUCGUCGACUGGCAUCCAUCAUUCUACUGACACUGUGAGCAUUGUCCGAAGAGAUGAACAAGCCAGCAUCGGGAGGUCGAUGGCGAGCGAACGAGAACGGGCCGAGCGGGCCGGCGGAGCCCCGUGAGAGUCACCCGUUGCUAGUCACAUUCCUGUGCCUAUAUUAACUGUUGUCAGUUUGUAAGGCGAGAGUGAGCGUGGAGUUUAAUGAGGCUUAAAAGUUGUAAACUAUUUUUGUGAUAUGAAGUAGACUAGGAGUUAGAUAAGAAAUUUAAAUCAACGAACUAGCAUCUCGUUCAGAGUGCCAUCAGCAAUAUAGAUAUUUGGAGUUAACUAUAUUUUUCGUUUAGUAUUUGUGAACUAUUAGACUGUAGAAUAUUGUCCCCGAAGGCAUAAAACCUUCAACUCAGGAGUGGUCUGGCGGCGGGCGCGGAGCGAGCCCUCACUCUUCUGUUACUGUAAAUAAUUUAGUGCGAAUGAGAUUCGAAUUGUAUUUACAUUAUUUUAAUACGAUUUUAUACAAAACUACUAGCCUUAUGUAUUAAAUUAUAUCUAGGUCUAUCGUCGAUAUCAAUGCAGCUAAGCAUCAUCUAGGUAAACACGAUGUCUUAAUGAAAUGUAGACAAUCAUUCAUAGUUUUAAUCAUGUUGAGAUAAAAUUAUUAAAAAUAUAUCAACCUUUGUUAAAUCUUUACAACGUCAACGUCCUUUGAAUUUUUAUUGAAGCAAGCCUUUAUAGUCAGUUAUUUUCAUAAUGUAGGUAGCUGAAUGACGUUAAAGGUGUAACAGUUAAAGAUUACAAUUAUAAAUGUUUUAUAUUACUAUUACUAUAUGAAUGUUAUGAACUGAAUACAUUUAGAACCUAUUUUUAUAUUAACAACACAAACUCAUGACACAAUUUUCUAUCCAAGAACUGAUAAAUAGAAUUGUUGAUAUUCGGUUUGAGAUUUUUUUAUAUAGAAGACUAUUUUGAAAUUAUAUUAAUUUAAAUUAUUGUUAUUUUUAAGCAAUAAAUUGAAAUAUUUGUUAGGCCGUUAUAUUAUUAUAUAUUUUAUGUACCUGAAUUUUUGAAUUGUGGCCAUAUUAAUUUUAUACUACGUGAUGAAUUGCGACAUCGCUGCCUCUCCUAUUAAACUUUGUUCAAUAUUUGACACCUGUUUUAAUUUUAAUUUCUUACAUAAUAAUAAAUUAAUGUGCAUAAAUUUUUA